Molecule: messenger RNA, 2917 nt
Organism: Cydia pomonella (codling moth)
Lineage: Eukaryota; Metazoa; Arthropoda; Insecta; Lepidoptera; Tortricidae
Exons: 12
Coding region: 315-1745 (476 amino acids)
Source: RefSeq, a predicted model, not a curated record
CACAACGCGCCCGAGUCGCCAGGCGACGGCUGUUAGUUUGAUCGCUAUACGAACUCGCGCUAAGAACUAUAAACAAUUUAAUUUUGCAAACUUUAGCGCAAUUUCCAAACGUGCGUUCUACAUUUGAAUCUCAUUUUCGCGGCCACCGGUGACAUUCGGCCGUGUGUCAAAUUUUGUGAACGUUAUGGUUAUAUAUAGUUUUGGAAAAUCGCGCGUAUUUUUUUACUUAUUUUGAAGGACUGUUUACAAUUAUUUGUGACUUUUGAGUGGUGAUUUUAAUUGGUUGUUUACUUUGUGUGCUGGAGUCUGCAAGAAUGGAGAAAGGCGGUUCGAAAUUAAUGCAGAUGCAGGCGCGGUUCCAACAGAAGCAGAUGCAGGAGCGAGAGCUGAAGAUAGCGUCGCUGUACGAGGCGCAGCAGGCGCGUGCACUUACUCGCGUGAGGCACUCGCCCAGCGAGAGUCUCGUGCGUCGAUCACCGAGCGAGAGUCUGUCCAGCCCGCCACAGCCACCUGUAACACAUCAGCCCGGCAAGGUCCGUCAAAUGUUCGAGGAGCGACGAACCAAAGGCAUCGACAAGAGCUACCCCCUCCAACCAAUUCAGAACACAGAACGCUCGCGCAAACCCCUGCCCAACGGGUUCGCCAAAGUGUCUAGUACCAGGAUCCAGAACGUUCAAAACGGGACAGAGCGGACAGAGCACAGGCAGAAUGGGACGAGGACGACCAGUCGGGUGACAGAGAAGAAGAGCAUGACACAUAAGAGCAUCAGCUCGCAGAGUAUAAAGAAACAUCAUGUCAAAACUGAAGAGGUCAUAAAUAGAUCAGGGGACCUUAACCACAACCACCAGCCAGACCUUAACGCUGUGAAGGAGGCGCUGAUAAGCAAUGGACUGGUACACGAAGUGGACGAACUAGACGGAGACGGCAACAUGCUAGAGGACGAGACGUUCCCCGAGGCUCUAGCGCCGGUCACCCCGCGCGACGAGCCGCCCGCCCGGCCUCCUAGGAGGAGUCCGAUGACAAAAACAACCCCCUCCACCACCACCACCAAACCAAAACCGGCUGCCGCGCCCGCCGCUCCCCCCAGGAGGACCCCCAGUGGAAAUGCAUCAGAGAGCAAGACCCAGGGCUCCAUGGCAAACAGAGGUCCAAAAGCAGCCACUGGAAGUAGUCAAAUAAGAAGUACGCCGGGGAGUUCAUCGCAAGUGAAGCGCGUGCCAGCGGCGCCGUCGUCCACAGGCGCCGGCGUGCCGUGCAGCGUGUGCGGGCGGCGCUUUGCCGAGGAUCGCCUCGCCAAACAUGAGAGCAUCUGCCGCAAGGCGCAAACCAAGAAGAGGAAACCCUUCGACGCACUUAAGCAUAGACUUGCGGGCACGGAUGCAGAGGAGUUCAAGGGCACGGAAGCGGAGCCGUUUAUAAGCAGACUGCGGAAGAGCAAUGUUGCGAGCAACGCUGCGCCCGCCAAGCCAAAGCCGUUGAACAGCAGCUGGAGGCAGAAGCAUGAGGAGUUCAUCCAGGCCAUCCGAGCUGCCAAGCAGGUGCAGCAACAUCUAGCUGCUGGAGGCAAACUAAGCGAUCUCCCGCCACCGCCGCCUUCAGAGAACCCCGACUACGUGCAGUGCCCGCACUGCAGCCGCCGCUUCAACCAGGCGGCGGCCGAGCGCCACAUCCCCAAGUGCGCCUCCUUCCAGUUCAACAAGCCCAAGCCCGGCCAGGGCAAGCCCAGCAACUCCAAACGCCGGUAACACAGCCGGGGACCUUACGAUACUGCUGACUGUGGAACUUAUAGGCGGUGAUUUCAUACCGCGUGUUUAUAAACGCUAAUAGACCUGACUUUGGAUAACGGCCCUAUUCGAAGAAUGAGAUACGAUAACGAUAAGUUCUGGUUUAGAUAAGUUCUCAUUUAGAUAUAGUUUGUAUGUCGUAUAAUUGACAGAAGCAGCUCGAUUCGGGCAACCGAUGUCACUUACACGUUAGAAAUAUCGUAGAUAGAUCUUAUUGGGAUCACAGUGGAAUCGAAAUAAACGUCAAUUUUGACAUGUCGUUUAGCUAGAUCGAUCUUAAACGUGUCUUAAUCAUUCUUCGAAUCGUGCCGUAAGUGAGCUUCAAAGGGUCCAAAACAGGACAGAUCCUAACAAGUUUAAAAACGGGUCACAUGCCUGGACAACUACUUGACUGCGAAAAAGGGCUAAUUAUGGUUAAUGUAAGGAAUCAUAACGUUACUGACGGAGACUACUUCUUAGACGUUGUUUGUCGCAAAAUCCUGUUUACUUUCUAACAAAGAAUUAACAAGAAAUAAUUGAUUUGUAUUUUUAGCUUGCAAGUUCCUAAAGGACAUUCGAUCUCAAGCACAAUGUAACGUAUUCCAGAAAAAUUACGAUGAAUUAACGUUGUAUUUAUACCUUCAAAAUAUUUUUGCGUAUAUGUACUCUAGGACGGGAUUAAAACAACCAGUUUUCUUCACUUUUUAUCAUUAAUUCAGGACAAAUACGUGUUAAGAUAACCUUACCUACUACACAAAUAUAAUACAACUUAUUAUAUAUUUAAGGCGUGGUUUCAAAGGUCUAACACCUUUACAAAACCGGUCAUAACUUUUAAAAUAUUAGAGACCACUUUAUAUAUUUAAAAUUGAUAAUUAUUAUUAAAUUUUGCCAUACAAAUAUUGGGACCUAAUAUUUAAGAGGAAUUUUGGGAAUCUCGACGAUUAUUUUUAGCUAUUAAUCUAAUAUUAGUUAACAGUGAGAUUUUUUUAAUGAAUAUUGGCGUUGAUACAGUUAAUGGUGUGAGUGAUGGGGCAAAAUGUAAUUGUAUGAAAUGUGUUACAUUAUAUACCAUGUUGUGCAGACUGUACGUAAAAUUAUGCUUUUUUUGAUGUUAACAUUCUGUUAUAGACCUAUUAAAAUAUACUUUAAUAUUU